Messenger RNA from Malaya genurostris, 8208 nucleotides. RefSeq names its product kinesin-like protein KIF21A (gene Klp31E). The coding region runs from base 1104 to 5888 and encodes 1594 amino acids. The transcript has 16 exons. Gene Ontology annotation, biological process: microtubule-based movement; mitotic spindle organization. The record is from RefSeq and is a predicted model, not a curated record. Gene Ontology annotation, molecular function: microtubule motor activity; ATP binding; microtubule binding. NCBI's taxonomy places the organism in Eukaryota, Metazoa, Arthropoda, Insecta, Diptera, Culicidae.
AGUCAGUCAAUUGAAAACAUUCGCGUUCGAUGGUUCGUUUUGUUGACGAGUGUGUGGCGAUCGUCGCUUUUUUUUGGCUUAGCUUAUGAAAAUUGAUUUUUGCUUCAAGCAGUGAAAAAUUGCUAAAUAAUUACUUCGUCUGCGGUUGUGUUGUGGAGCCGUCGCGAAAUUGGUACAGUUUCUUCGGCGAGUGCAAUUUUUGGGUUGCAGUUUCGGUGGAUUUCCUUUUAUUUGAAUUUUUUCCUACUGCGAAAAUCGAAUGCGUUCCGGUUAGCAGUUUGCUUGCCCGUCAUGAAUGGUGGAAUACAAGAAAAGAAAAUGGAAACAUGCGAAAAUCGAUUGCUGUGAUCGGUGUACCGAGCAAAAUAUAAUUUUGUGGAUAGUUGAUUCCGUGUGCGCGGGUGGUUCGGUGACGGUUGCUAAUCGUGCUGGCGAUUGUGAUUCUCUCGGCAUUGACCAGGUUCUACUGGGAUUGCAAAAUAGACGUGCCGAAUACAAGUUUACCUACCGAGAGGCCUAAACCGCAACAGUACCUUAAGCAGCUGACUGCAUUGAGGUCGUCUUCGAUUGAGUGCUCGUAACCAAAUUCGUUCAUACAUAUUCAUACACAUGUUCAAUUUUGUUUAUCUUACUAGGGUUUAUUCGUGGAUUCACUUUGUGCAAUUCUUUUUUUGUCGCAAAAUAUGAUUGAUAAAGUGUGUGAGUUGAAGAAAAUCGAUUAGAAGUUCUGUUACGCGAUUGUGUUUUGUGUGUCUGAAAAUAAAAGUAUUCAAUUUUGCUUUUUUGCGUUUGUCUCGAAUAGUAGUGUGGGAGGUGGAUUACGCUCAAGCUAACUCAUUCAUCUCUAAUUCAAUGAGCUCUGAUCGAAGCGAUAUCAAGUUAAUUUAUUCUGACACAGCACGAAAUCUGGAACGUAAACAAUAACCGUACGAAAAUUAACAACAGGGAUCCAGCACUUUCCGGCCAGGAUAUUCAAAUUGUAACCGUCGCAUCGUUAUCUGCUCACUUUUGUCGGGAGGAAAUACGUCGAAAGCAUAAAUAUUUGACCAAAAUCAACAACCAUACAGAAUAGAAACGAAGAGAACACUUUCAAAAGUGGCAAGAUGGCAGACGACGAUAAAGAAUCCUCCGUACGGGUUGCUGUCAGAAUUCGUCCACAGAUACCACGCGAGCUGAUAGAUAUGUGCCGGGUGUGCACACAAGUCACGCCCGGUGAGCCCCAAGUAUAUCUCGGCUCUGAUAAGGCCUUUACCUUCGACUAUGUUUUUGAUGUGACCGCAACACAGGUUUCCGUGUAUGCCAGCUGUGUCGAAAAACUGGUGGAAGGAGCACUGAAAGGUUACAAUGCAACGGUGCUAGCCUACGGACAGACGGGAUCGGGCAAAACCUACACAAUGGGGACCGGCUUCGAGCGGGACAUUCCGGAACUACAGGAAGGAAUUAUCCCCCGCGCGGUUCGACAUCUCUUCGAAGGAAUAGUCCAGCUACAGGAAAAUCCGUACGAUGACGACGGAGUCUAUCUGGGAUCGUUGCAGUUCAGCGUGGCGGCACAGUUUAUGGAACUUUACAACGAAGAGAUUAUCGAUCUACUUGAUCCCUACAGUAAAGGUCGCAUUUUUAAAAUUCAUGAGGACGCCAGUGGUGGUAUCAGCGUUGCGGGAGCAACAAUUCAGCCCCUUAGUGGUCCCCAAGAUGCCUUACGUUGCCUGAUGCAGGGUGCAUUGGCGCGCACAACAGCCUCCACUCAGAUGAACGAACAGUCCUCACGGAGUCACGCUCUGUUUACAAUUCUUAUCCGUCGACAGCGGGUGAUGAGUGCCGAAGAAAGUGGCAAUCCGGACGGUGAUCUGGAGACGCUCACAUCGAAGUUUCACUUUGUUGAUUUGGCUGGAUCGGAACGGCUCAAACGAACCGGUGCCACGGGUGAACGAGCUCGGGAGGGAAUCUCAAUAAAUUGUGGCCUGCUGGCUUUGGGAAACGUAAUCUCGGCGCUGGGUGAUAAAACGAAGAAAGUUUCACAUGUACCCUACCGAGACUCGAAGCUGACGCGGUUGCUGCAAGAUUCGCUGGGUGGAAACAGUCAAACGAUCAUGAUCGCAUGUGUGUCUCCGAGCGAUCGCGACUUCAUGGAAACCCUCAACACACUCAAGUACGCUAACCGAGCGCGCAACAUCAAAAACAAAGUACAAAUCAAUCAAGACCAGAGCUCGCGAACGAUAUCACAGCUGAGGCGUGAAAUUGCUGCCUUGCAGCUGGAGUUACUUGAGUACAAGCAGGGUAAAAGAAGCGUGGACGCUGAAGGUAAUGCUGCGGUAUCGGAUACGUUCCUGGAGAAUGCAAUGUUGUUGCAGGACAAUAAGCGCCUCCAGCAGCGUCUGAAGGCUAUGCAAGAAACGAUCAAUGUUUUGACAGAUAAAAACGCCGCACUGCAGGCACAGCAAACACUGCUGGGUUGGUCAUCCGGUAGCACCGGCAGUGGAGAUGGUGGGGAUUCCGAUAUGCAACAGCUGGUCGCUGGAUAUAUCAGUGAAAUCGAGAAGCUAAAGGCGAAACUGAUCGAAUCGGAACAAAUGUUCCAACAGUUGAAGAAGGCUCAGGUUAGUCCAUCGAAGUUGGGAUUGAAAAGUAACUAUUCGUUUAUCGAGGACACGACGGAAACCGUUAUCAAUCGAGCUAAGCGUGAACUGGAGAAAGAACGGGAACUUCUGAUGUCUCGGUCGUUGCCUGGCCUGGAAAAUGACAGCAGCAAUCAGAGUUUGGUCGAUGGAUCUGACAGUGACUCGGAUACAGAAUCGGAUGACAAAACCGGUGAGCUACAAGCGGAAAUCAACGACAUUAGUUCGGAUAUUGAAAUUAAGUCGAAAUUAAUUGAACAGUUGGAGUUGUCACAGCAACGAAUGCAGGUCAUGCGCCAGCAGUAUGAGGAAAAACUGAACGUUUUGAAUGCGAAAAUUAUCAACACACAGAAGGAACGUGAUCAGGUACUAGCUAAUAUGAGUGGUUCGGGUGCUGCGGGGGGAAAUGUGCAACCUGACAGAAUCAGAAAGGUCAAGGAGGAAUAUGAACGUAAAUUGUCGGAAAUGCAGAAGGAACUGAAAAAACUACAAAUGGCACAAAGAGAACAUCUCAGGCAGCAGCGUGAAUUGCAAGCGCAGGAUGCUCAACUCAAAACUCUCAAAGGGGAACUGGCUGAACUAAAGCAGAUAAAAAUUCGCUUGAUGAAGAAAAUUCAAGAAGAAAAUAACCGGCACAAAGAAUUGGAGAGCAGGAAGACACGGGAAAUAGCUCAACUUAGGAAGGAAAGUCGGAAGCAGGUGAACAUGAUCAAAACCCUGCAGGCUCAGGGAGUGGCAAAGGAUCAAGUUCUAAAGCGAAAGACGGAAGAAGUUUCCAAUCUACGAAAGACUCAACGAGGAAUGAUGAGUAUGAAAGCGGCCGGUCGGUUUCCUCCCAAGAAAUCAACGCUCGUACAGAACACAAAGAAUCUCAAAACCAAAUGGGAUUCAUUGCAGCGAACUAUCACUCGGGCGGCCAGAAGCAGACAAGCUGUGUUUGAACUGGAACGGGAACUUGAACGACUGUUACAGGAGCGUGAUGGAUUGAGUCGUGAUUUAGCAAAUGUUCGCUCGAGGAAAGGUUUAGGAGAUACAGCGGAACUCAUAUCAGAAGAAGACACUAUACUGGCCAACAUGAACUACAUUCAGGAGAACAUUACACAAAUUCAGCAUUCCAUCAUGGAAUUGGAAGAGGGUAGAGAAUCGGCAGCGGAACAAAUACAGCUUCAGAACAUUUUAGAAAACAUUCGGUCGAUGGAAGAGUUCAGGUUCAUUCUAGAGAAACUUUGCGGGGCAUCGAUUGCGCAGGUCUGCGAAGCUGCUCUUACCCAAACCAGGUUGAAGGAACGGGAAGCGCUACUGAAUGAAGUACAGCAAGAUAGUAGCAUUCAGCAGCAACUGUUGCAGCAUAUUUUGGCAAAAACUCCGGCGGCAACCCUAUCGGAAACAAGUUUCAGCUCCGGUCACUCCAACAAUUCCAAUGUGAUGAAUUCUAUGCUACAGGCGGCAGCACUUUCCAACGGACUUACGCGAACGUACGAAGACCAACCGGAAAACAAUGAAAACAAUGCCUAUGUAAUCAAUUCCAUCACCAGAAGCCCUUCUCCUAGCAGCAGCACCGAGUUAAACUCCUCAAAGCUAAGACGAAGGCCCGCCGCCGGUCAAGACUCGCUGCCGUACGGUUGCCUACCUGGACCAGGGGACAUGUCUGUUUCCCCGACCGCCGGCAGCAAGCUUGAGAAAGUGGGUAUUUGUAUUUAUCUAGAGGAUUCGGCAGAUGACGAUGACACGAUGAAACAUUCUCCGCAGGACGAGAAUGGCGGAUUCAUCGGUGGUGGUAUGACUCGUUCGUACACGACCGCAGGUGAGACAUCGCAGAUUCCGGUACCUGUUAGCAACAACAUCAUCAACAACAACAGCAACAGCAGCAAUCCGUCUGCUGGGACAACCGUGGCUGGGCGAACAUUUGUUCCGCUGUCGAAAACUCCCAGCGCUCCCGGUUCUUUGAAAGGACUUCAGCCAGUGCCAAGCAUAUCCCGUCAGAACAGUACCGCAUCGCCUCUGCUAGCGCGGAAAUCAUUCGACCCAAGUGUGGCACCUCCAUCGCCCCGUAUCUCGAGAAGAGCCUUCCCGAGCAAGGCGUCACCUGGCAUAGAGGAUGCGAACGACAUUCCCACGUCGCCUCCGGUGUACCGACGAGGUACGUCCCGAGAGGACACCGGAGAUGUGUUUUCACGACUCGGAGCCGGAACGCAGGAUCCAUCGCCUGGUGGUAACAUAAAGGAAUAUAUGGGAAAGUUGAAAGCUGGUGCACCAUUAAUCUGUACCCACGUAGUUGAAGGUCAUAGCAAUUCGGUACUGUCCAUCAAAGUGUCUAAUCAAACACUGUUUACCGCCGCAGCAGACCGAACGGUAAAAGUGUGGGAUCUACGUAGUGGUUCUACGCCGCACUGUCUAACGGGUCAUCUCGGGCCGGUUGCCUCCGUAGAAUGCGACCGAACCAACAAUUUACUCUUCUCGGCAUCGGGAGCCUUCAUUAAAGUGUGGGAUCUCAGAGAAAGCAACAUCCGGCCACUCAUCACGUUAUGUUCCUCUGGUUCGAUUCUUCCGGCAAACGCGUCGUUGUCCGACUUGAUCCCCGGUGAAUGUUCGAUCACGGCCCUGAAGCUAGGCGCAUCCGGUAAACUGUACACCGCCGCGUCGGACAAGGUUCGAAUCUGGGAUCUGCGGACAUUUUCCUGUCUCGGGCGACUCUCCGGAGGUCAUCAGGCGGCCGUUAUGUGUCUUACUGCCUGGGAGGGUCCCAAUAAUACUGACCUGGUGGCAACCGGUUCCAAGGAUCACUACGUCAAAGUGUUUGAGGUUAAUGCGGCCGGUGGGAACGUUCCACCGUUGCUUAACCUGGAACCGCCGCAUUAUGACGGGGUACAAGCCCUCGCCGUGGCAAAAGAUGCUACCGGUGUCGAUGCCGAGUUGUUUUCCGGUAGCAGAGAUUCCGGCAUUAAAAGGUGGGACCUACGAACCGGAGAACUCAAGCAAUCGCUCAACAAUGCCCACAAAGGAUGGGUCUCGGGAAUGGCCAUCUACGGCGACAUUCUGCUGUCUAGUUGCCGUGGUGGCGUUAUUCGUCUAUGGAAUGUUAAAAAUUGCGAUAGUUUAGCGGAGAUGAAGACGGAUCAGUCAAUUAAUGACAUUGUCACCAGCGACAAUCGAGUGUUUACCGCUUCCAAUAACGGUGCGGUACGGAUUUGGCGGUUAGCUUCCUCCGAUUUGGAGUCAUUGGGUGCUGGUUCUAACGGUAGUUUAACCGAAGGUAGCAGACUGAAGCGAUAAGCGACUGUUCAGUGCUAAACUUUGCUAACAUCCUGGGACGAAUCGGGCAGACAGAACUCGGCGACACAUUAUAAUACUCCAGUUAUGGGCCAAAUUUACUAUAUGGAUGAUGUUUUUGGUAUGGGUAAUAGAGCUUACGGUGUUCUUUUUCUGUCCGCUGAGUAACGCCGGCUGCCAGGCUUGUCAUUUUCAAACCCGUAGCGGCACUUCAAAUCAGUGCAAUUGGGAAAAUCGGUGACAGGGGUUUCGUAAGUUUUUCUUUCUAUACAUUUGAAUUGCUGUUGCUUCCCGAAAAUUCAACUUGAUGUUCAAACUCUACGCUCAUUUAUGCACACAUCAUGUUCAUGCUAGGGUUUCUUACUACACGUUUGUUUGUAUCUUUGAACUAAUGUCAUUUUUGAGAAAAAUGAUUUCGUGUCAUUUUCAUACAAUCUAGAAACAAGAGUUCCUUUGCAAGAUGUUUGGUGGCUAUGAAAAAAGAUCGUUUGAUUAUACAUUGUAAUAUACAAGCUUUUUCAUAAAUCAAUCUAAUCUAAGGCCACCGAACAAUAUUGUUAGAUAACUCUUUUUUAGAUGUUUAAUAAACUUCAUGUUGGCUCGAGGUAGGGAUAAGGGAUUGUAAUGCUUUCUAUCUCAUUUGUGUAUUCGAAAAAAAAUAAACCCAUCCAUCGUUAGCUACUAUAAUCACCAUAUCUUUCCAGCUUAACAAUGAUUGUUUUAUUUUCAAGCCUAAACCAUUUUCAUUGAAAGCAAUUAUUUUAAUAUGUUCGCUUGUUUUUUUUUUCUUUCAACGCAUUUUUCUUCCGCGCACCGUUUGUGUUCUGUUGCGAAUGCAUCCUAUCAAAUACCACGACCGAAUUCACGUUCCAAACCCGCAGCGAUGGAAAGGUGCGCCUGUGGCGUGUCUCGUCGGCCAUCCGGCGGCUGAGUGCCGAGAACAGAUGACGCCAGAGUACGGAAGCGAUGCUGGAUCGAAUGUACUACAACUACAGCAGUAUGCGGAACAUUCAUUCGGCGUCGUCUUCCGGCGGCGGACCGGGUCCGGUCGUAGCGGAGCAAAUUCCGGCUCCGGCGGAGGGCAGACGAAGACCCCUGUCCACAUCGCAGUCCGCUGGUACUGCCGGGUCAUCGAGCCUAUCGUCCCAAUCGUUUACCUCACCGGCACCGAUCGCAUCGUCCGCCUCGAUACGCAACAGUAGAUUGUACCGGAGCCUAAAUCACAACUACCUUGGUAUACUGAGCAAGGUUAACAGUAGGAGGUAGUGAAAGUGCGCAAUUUACUAGAACAGAUGCCUUCGGUUUAUUUUAUUUUUCUAGCAUGACAUAAACAUUGUAGAACCCCCCAUUGAAAUGCGCCAAUCAGAUAGACUUAUUAGCUGUAGAAGAUUCAGGUUUUUUAAAACAGUUUUUCACUAGUCGACCUGGAUUUGGGCGGCUAGAACUAGUGAGUUUCCACUAGUACAAAUCGAAUAAAAAAUUAGCUUUAAUCGACUCGAUUAUCUCCCACGCACUGGCACUUCGAACUGCUUUUGCAUAUCUUUGCAUGUCUUUGCAGGGAGACAUCUUGCCUUUGAACUAAAACAUACAGAGAAAUAGUAUUGCAUACGAUCAAACCGCUCCACUAGGAUUAGGAAGCUAGGGACAUACUAAAAACUGGAACAAAUCUUCCAUCAGCAGUGACAAAAGACAGCUCUUUCAGUAUUUUUUUUCACCACCAACUACUUCCAGUAUGACAAUUUUACUCUUUCUUUACAGUCCUCCAUUUGUUCGAAUAAUUCAGUAAAAUUUGAAUAACAGGCCCAAAACCGAUUGGUUGUGAUGUAGAUUUAAGAGAAAAAAAAACAAUGUAUUUAGUUUUUUAUCAUUAUUGUGCAGUUAUAUUUUUUGCAUUGUUUAAUUUAGCACCUUUACUCGUUUUAUUUGAUUAUCAUUUUGAUAAAGCUACUGCCUGUCAAUGUCAAUGUGUGUUUGUUUUUAUUGACCAUGUUGGGUACCCAAUAAGGAAUUACUUACAGCAAGUAUACAACUAAAUCUCAGUGUAUUAGGUUGGUGUCCUUAAUGACUACUAAUUUUUGUUCUACCUACAAUUAACUACUAGGCAUACGACAAAACAAAAAAUCAAUUUAGACAUUGUUAAAAUGAACACGUAAAAAUGUAACCAAGAAUUCAUAGCGGGUAGAGGUCGUGAUAUAAUAAUUGAGCGACCUUUCGCUUUCCUAAAUGGAAAUAUACCUACUAUACCGUGAAAACGAUAGCUGAUAUCAAGUAUUAACUAGCAGUUGGAACAAAUAAAUAGUUUAGUGUUUAUCACAACAAUAAA